Molecule: messenger RNA, 2706 nt
Organism: Linnemannia hyalina
Lineage: Eukaryota; Fungi; Mortierellomycota; Mortierellomycetes; Mortierellales; Mortierellaceae
Source: the annotation of a GenBank genome assembly
AUGUUCAAGGGGUACAAAGAACUCACUGACGACUCCGAGGCCUCCCCUCUCCGCCAAGACGACGCCGUCCACCAGUCAUUCGCCCAAUCCCGCGGAAUCCCCCUCCCAGCCGCCAUCAAACCUCACACCCACACUCUCCUCCCCCAAUCCGACCGCCACUCGAGUUCCCAACAUGAUCACAAAAACGAUGUCGAGUUGGAGGAACUGUUAUUGACGAACCCACAGACGGGGCUGACGAGUCAGCAGGCGGCGCAAAGGAUGAAUACGUUUGGACCAAACGAACUGACAGAGGUGAAGCGGAAUCCGGUGUUGAAGUUUCUGGGGUAUUUUGUGGGGCCGAUUGCGUUCUUGAUUGAGCUUUCGUGUAUCAUCUCUGCUAUUGUUCAGGAUUGGUUCAACUUUGCGACGAUUCUGGGCCUACUGUUUCUGAACGCGAUCAUCGGAUAUGUCGAGGAGGCGCGCGCAGAAUCGGCGGUUGACGCCUUGCGACUGACCUUGGCCCUCAAGACCCGAUGCUGGAGAGACGGUCAACUUCAGGAACUCGACACGACUCAAUUGGUGCCCGGCGAUAUUGUAGUUCUUCGGUUAGGCGAUAUUAUUCCAGCAGACGGCAAGCUUUUGGGGAUUGAUGCUUCGGGAGCCCCUGCACAGGGAGAUCUGUUGAUCGACCAGUCGUCGUUGACGGGCGAGUCUUUUGCGGUGAACAAGUCCAAGGGCGAGGAGGUCUAUUCUUCCACGGUCGUCAAGCAGGGCCAACAGCGUGCUAUUGUUACCAAGACUGGCAAGAACACCUUUAUCGGCAAGGCGGCUCAUCUCAUAGCGACGACUCAGGACGAGGGGCAUUUCCAGAAGGUCAUUGGCAAGAUUGGCAACUUUUUGAUCCUGUUCACACUGGUCUUGGUGACCAUUAUCAUCAUUGUCCAGUUUAUCAUGUUCAAGGGCACCGUCCGUGGAGAGGUCCUCAAGAUCUUGAACCCAGUCUUGAUUCUCUCGGUGGCCUCUAUCCCAGUCGGUCUUCCCUCGGUCAUGGCGGUCACGAUGGCGGUCGGUGCUAGGAGUCUGGCGGCCAAGCAGGUGAUUGUGAAGCGACUCGCUGCGGUAGAGGAGAUGGCCUCGCUCAAUGUGCUCUGCUCGGACAAGACUGGAACUCUGACGCUGAACGAGUUGACCUUUGAUGAGCCCUACCUUUCUGAAGGAUUCGCCCCCCAGGACCUGAUGUUGUACUCCUACUUGGCCUCGGAGUAUGGAGCCAAUGACCCGAUCGAGCUUGCGAUUCGUCAAGCAGCAGAGCGCCAGGUUCCAUUGUUGAGGAACCGGUUGUCGAACACCACCGUGCCCGGAUAUGAGAUCAGCAGCUUUGUGCCCUUCAACCCCUCCGACAAGUAUACUCAGGCGACGGUUCGGGAUUUGGAGAACGAUGUCACCUUCAAGGUCGCCAAGGGAGCCCCGCAGGUGAUUCUACAGUUGGUCGGUGGAGAUGAGAUGGCGCUCAGGGCUUCGGUUGUCAUGGCUCAGCGUGGUCUGCGGUCGUUGGGUGUUGCUAAGACGAUUGCUGGAUCGGACAAGUGGACUCUGGUCGGAUUGGCUGCCAUGUUGGAUCCCCCUCGCCCGGACUCUGCAGAGACGAUCAAGCGUUGCCAGCAUAUGGGAUUGUCGAUCAAGAUGGUGACGGGAGACCAGCAGAUUAUUGCCAAGGAGGUGUCGCGUCGCCUUGGACUGGGUGAGAUCAUUUUGGACGCUUCGCAUAUCUCGGAUGCCUCGAUGCGGGAUGAUAUUGGAUCUGAAAAGUUCAACAAUGCCGACGGCUUUGCAGAAGUCACACCCGAGCACAAGUUCAGGAUCGUGGAGGCUCUUCAACGUCAGGGACAGUUGGUCGGUAUGACGGGUGAUGGAGUCAACGAUGCUCCCGCGCUCAAGAAGGCCAAUGUCGGAAUUGCGGUCCAUGGAUGUACAGAUGCGGCUCGGUCUGCGGCCGAUAUUGUGUUGUUGGCGCCUGGGUUAUCGACGAUUGUCGAUGGACUGUUGACUUCGAGGGCUAUCUUCCAAAGGAUGCGGUCGUAUGCGCUGUACAGAAUCACUUCAACGGUGCAUUUCUUGCUUUUCUUUUUCGUGGUCAUCCUUGCCUAUGAUUGGACCCUCCCUGCCAAGCUGCUGGUUCUCAUCUGUAUCCUCAACGACCUUGCCUCCCUCGUCAUCGCCGUCGACAACGCCCAGAUCUCGUCGAAGCCAGACAAGUGGAGAGUAGGCCAAUUGAUUUUCCUCUCCUGCCUGUUGGGCAUCCUCCUGACAGGCCUCUCCUUCGGCCACUUCUUCUACUUUUGGAAAGUCCUCGGAUACUUCCCCCACCCAGAAGCGGACGGCGACAUGACCGUUGUCGACCGCAAAUUGGACUCGAUCAUGUACCUCCACAUUUCGUCCGCGCCCCACUUCCUCAUCUUCUCGACGCGCUUGAAGGGAUACUUUUGGCAGUCCAUGCCGUCGCUCAUGUUUACGAUCGUUAUUGUUGGAACCCAGGUUGUUGCGUUGUUGAUGGUUAUUUUUGGAUGGUUGACGCCCAAGGUGCCGGUGGGCGAGGCUUUGGCGGUGUUUGGGAUCUCGUUUGUAUCGUGCGUCGUGUUGGAUGUCAUCAAGGUCUUGGUGUUCAAGUACUGGACGCUUUGUGUGCCUGCGAGCCGGAGACGGAAGUUCUUGGAUCAGAAGCACUAA